This is a messenger RNA of Eurytemora carolleeae, 1146 nucleotides long. RefSeq names its product myosin-10. The record is from RefSeq and is a predicted model, not a curated record. NCBI's taxonomy places the organism in Eukaryota, Metazoa, Arthropoda, Copepoda, Calanoida, Temoridae.
AAGAAGAAGAAGAAAUCCGGGAAGGAGAAGAUCAAGAAGACAAAGAGUCACUAUGAAGAUAUCCUAGAAGUUAUCAGGAAAUCUCCUCUGUCGGAUACUGAAGCACAAUCUGUUGUGGACAUUCUUCUUCUUAAACAGACUGGCAAGGAGGAGAAUGGCGAGGAUUGGAUUGAACCAGGGAAAGAAAAUGAAUCAAAGAAGCAAGCCAGGCAAUUGUCCGAGCUCCAAACCGAACUGGAGGAAGAGAAGUCGAAAUCUGGAAGUCUGGAGAAAAAACUCAGCCUACUCCGAAAAGAGCUUAACGAAGGAAAAGCAGUACAGGCAGGUCACAAACGCGAGAUUGAAGAGUUGAAUAGUAAGAAGAACCAAGAGAUUUCUAGUCUUAACUCUAGACUUCAACAGUUAACCGGACAGUUGAAUACAAGCUUAGCACAAAUUAAACAGUUAGAAACUAAUCAGGGCCAUUACCAGGUUACCAUCAACAAUCUUCAAGCUCAAUUGUCCCAGGCAUCGACUGGAUCUGACCCUAAGUUGGCUGGUGAACUUGAAAAGCUGACCGCAGCCAGGGAUGCUCUAACUCAGGCUAAUAGCAGCUUAGAACAGAAGCUAGCAAGUAAAACUGCUGAUUUUGACAAGUUAGCAGCUUCCAACCAACAGCUGACAGCUGCUAAGCAACAGCUGGAAACCAGGGCACAAGAUUUGACUGAAGAGCUGAAAAAAGCUGUGGAAGAAAAAGAAAAAUUAAAGCAGGCUGAUGAUCAGUUAUCUGGGUCCAAACUAGAGCUUGAUAACCAGCUGUCAGCUGCUAACAAUGCUAAGCAGCAGUUUGACAGUCAGCUCGCCGCUGUCACAGCUGCAAAACAACAGCUGCAGCUUGAACUCUCCGUAUUGAAGGACAAGAUGGCGGAUAAGGAGGGUGAGAAUGUACGUCUGAUGGAAGAAAAUGAAAGAUUAUCGGAACAGGUUGCCAGCAGUGUAGAGAGGCCGGCAGCUGAGGGUGAGGAGGCCUCUAAGGUCAAUGGUCACAUCGAGGUCGAGGUUAACAAUCAUAAGUUGAAGGAGGAAGAUGUUUGGGAGAUUAAAUAUAACAAACUCAGUCUGGACUUCGACAAAAUGUAAGUUAUUUUUAUUGUUUAAUUCAAAUUU